Nematolebias whitei (Rio pearlfish) is the source of this 2490-nucleotide messenger RNA. RefSeq names its product lebercilin LCA5 (gene lca5). The record is from RefSeq and is a predicted model, not a curated record. Gene Ontology annotation, cellular component: axoneme. NCBI's taxonomy places the organism in Eukaryota, Metazoa, Chordata, Actinopteri, Cyprinodontiformes, Rivulidae. The transcript is spliced from 9 exons. The coding region runs from base 65 to 2440 and encodes 791 amino acids. Gene Ontology annotation, biological process: intraciliary transport.
UAAAACGUCCGUCGCUGCCGUUUGCCUCCAGGAAAAGGCGGAUAAACCUUCCUAAAGUGACAUCAUGGAUUCUGAAAAAACAGCUGAUCCAGUUGAAGAUAACCGGGGCCUACGUCGCCAUUCUCAUCAAAGCACAAAGAAAGCUUCUCGAGCAUCAUCCUUGCAGAAGCACAAAAAGAACUACCGGGACAAAUUUCACAAUGAGGACAAAAAUGAAAGCGGUGUCGAGAGCAGAUCAAGAACGAGGCAUUCUGAUCCCGACCGUGACCAAGUUUCAGACGAAGAGGGACGCAGAAGUGAUGGUUCCUUUUAUUCAGAAGACUAUGAGAAUGUGACCCCGUCAGAGCGCUCAUUUUCACCGCUGUCCCGCUCUCGGACUCCAUCUCCCACCCCACAAAGAGGGCUGCGGGCAAAGCAGAUUUCUAGAAGCUCUUUCCACAAAACAGGUGGAGUGGGGCGCAGGGCCGUGUCUCGGCCACAGCGGCCAGGGGGCCUCUCCCUGAACCAGCAGCAUCGCAGGGGACCCCGGUCACAAAGCAAAGAGUCAACGCCACCUAAAGACCUAGACCUGGUCACAAAGCGGAUGCUGUCAGCCCGCCUCGUAAAGAUCAACGAACUGCGCAACUCUCUUUCUGAACUGCAGCAGCGCAUUGAUGAACUGCAGAAAGAAAAUCGAAUCCUUAAACAACUUCAGGUGCGUCAAGAGAAAGCCCUGCAGCGUUACGACGACACAGAAAGCGAGAUUUCCCAGCUGCUGGCGCGCCACUCCAAUGAGAUUCACGUGCUGCGAGAGAGACUCAGGCGAACACAAGGGCGGGAACGGGCAGCUGAGCGUCGGUCAAAAGACACAGAGGAGCAGUUGCAAAGGAGCCAAGCAACUAUUGCACGACUGAAGAAGCUGGUCGACCAGCGAGAGUUAGGAGUUAGAGACGAGCUGAGCCGCAGGCUAGAAGAAGAGAAAACUCAGACUCAAGAAGCAGAACGAAAAAUCAAGGAGCUGGAGCGCAGCAUGGAGCUGAGCAACAACAGCUAUCAGAGGCAGCUGGUUGGAGAGAAGAAGAAGACUGUCAUUGCUCAGGAGGCGAUCAAGAAUCUGCAAGAAGAGGUGGAACGACUGACCAAUAAACUCAAGGAAAAAGAAAGAGAACUAGAUGCUAGGAAUAUUUACGCCAACCGGAUUAUCAAAACACCCGUACGAAAAGAGAUGGAUAGUAACACAAAGCAGAAAGUCCUCAGCAGGAACAGCAGCAAGGCAGUACAGACUGAAGACAGAACGUCAAGUCUGGAUUUCCCCUCUCCUCCUCCUGCCAUUAACGAUGCCAAUGAAUACAGCGAACAGGCGCCCAACGAAUACCUGUCUCUUAAGGAGUUUGACAAAGUGGACCAUCAUGCAGAGAACAUGUCUCAAAACAUGGAAGAACAAAAAAGGAUUGAAAAAGAAGGGGAGAAGCCAAAAGAGCAGGAGACAGAGAAGAAACACUUCAACCAAGAUCUGAUUGUCCUGAAAGAGAAGGCAAAUAGACUAAGUGAUGGCAAAGACAAUCGCAUGACAAGCUCUAAGGUGGACGAUGAUGAAGAGGGAGACAGAAAGAAGACAAGUUCCCUUUUUACCCAGAAGGAAGAAUACAACCAUUGGAGGCGAGGCCAUGUCCAGGAGGAGGUGGCGAGGUGGAACAAGGACCCGCUGGCCAAUCACCAAUCAGCAGAGGAAACGCGUCAAAGGAAAGAACAGCUGCUGGCUAAAAUGCGUGAAAUAGACCUUCAAAGCCAGGGAGACCGGAACUCCAUAUUUACUUCUGAAUCCAGAAAAGCCACCAGUGAAUUUUCAUCUCCACGUCCUCCUGAGCAGAAGAACCGUAACUCUUCAGCCUUCAGCCACGACUCAGAAGACAUGGGCAGCUUGCCUGCUGGGAUUAGAGAAGGUGGGAGGAGGAGACCAGGUGAGGAGAGUGGAGCUGUUACAGCAAGAACAGGAAGGAGAACGCUGCGAUCCCAAACAUCCAGUGACAAGCUGGCUUUUGGAGGCUAUGCUCCUUCGUUUGGACAUACGACCUCCCACGCUUCCUCCGGCUUCCCUCAGCCUCCGCCCAAAGAGGACAGGGACUCUGCACUAGAAGAGGCAGCGCUUUUUAACCUAGGAGGGAUGGAGACAGAGAAGAGGGCGAUCAAGGACAAGAAGGCGAGCCUCUUGCAGCAGCUGUUCGGUGCCCAGGCUGUGCUUGCGGGCGACACCUCUAUCCCUGCCAAUAAAAUGGAGGUACUGAAUAGUUCUCCAACCCCCAACGGCGUGCGUUCAAGACGAGACGGACUGCUCAGCUUCAGCUCAGGGUCUUCCACUCCUCCUGCAUCCUCCAGUAACACCCUACACGUUGCAGAAAGCAAACCUACUGUCUGUGCCAUCAACUCAUUUGAUGAUGAAAUAGAGGAACUCACUUUAUAAACCAAUGCUACUUUGAGGUUGGUCGGUCUUGGCAAAACAUCACCUCAGUC